Molecule: messenger RNA, 2046 nt
Organism: Talaromyces rugulosus
Lineage: Eukaryota; Fungi; Ascomycota; Eurotiomycetes; Eurotiales; Trichocomaceae
Exons: 1
Coding region: 1-2046 (681 amino acids)
Cellular component (GO): fungal-type vacuole membrane; TORC1 complex
Source: RefSeq, a predicted model, not a curated record
AUGUCACCAGCGAGCAACAAUAAUACCACGUCCCCGGCAAAGCGCCCUGGUCUCGGCCGCCGUUCCGUGUCCUCCCACGCGGUCAUCUCGACACGUACGUCGCCAGCCAAUGCGACAGAUGCGAUCGAACCGCCCAAAGCGGCGACUGGCCACAAAACUCGCGCCCACGUCGUGGGUGGUGGUGGUCAUCGCGCUCACGGACGUAACCCUUCAUUCGGUAAAAAUCUGAAUAAGCUGCAGAGGUUGCAUAGUGCCCAAAAUGUCCAGUUGCUCACCGAAAGUGCGACGAUCGGCACAGGUGUUCGUCACCACCAACGCAAAAAAUCCGCUCCUGUGACACCUGCGGAAAGUCCUCGGAAUUCAGGCGCGCAUAUCCGUUGGGACGAGACGAACGCAUCUUUGGGCGAUCGCAAAGCCAACGCCGCCUCGAUACGAAAGAACUUUUCCACCCCCUCUCUCCAUCGUCCUCCCUCAGGUGUUCUCACGAAGAAAUCGCUCGUCACAGAUCGGCCUCAGUCAGCAAAAGGACGGCCUAAAAAAUCGGUUGGCUUUGAGCUGGCCGGCGCGUCUGACUCGGAAGCAGAGUGGGAAGAAGACAGUACUCAAUCACCAGAGAGCACGAGACGUGGAUCGGUCGCGCCAUCCGCCAGAGACAGCGCCGAGAAUAGCCAGGUAUUGGUUGACCCGUUAAUAUUCGUGAAGCGUCCGUAUCCCCAGAUACAAGCACGCAGUCUGCCCGAGUCUAUCAUUAGCACCUUCCCUCGAGAUAAGGAGAGUCUAGAGAAUGAGGAUUCAGAAAGUGCGCGUCAGUCCUCGGUCUCUUCGAAUGAACAGAUACAGCCGAUGCAUGCCCACGAACCAGACGGGAUAGCGAGUCGUUUAUUGAGUUCAUCUCGAACAUCCAAGGCCCCGCCUGCAAUGUCUUCUAUAUCAGCUAUCGGCACUGCGACAGCGGUGGACGCAGCCCGUCGGAACGAGUCCCUAACGAAUCUAGCUUCCAGUCAUGUCGCACCACGCCAUGCCCCCUCUACAUCGUUCACAGCUGAAACUCAGACAGCCCCUCGGGCUACUCCUCGGGCCACUCCUCAGGCUACAUCGUCAUCGAUUGAAGGUGGCGUAUCGCGCUUCAUUACGAAUGAUCAAGCCGGGGCACACGCCGCUUCUCGAACGGAUUCCGAUCCCAAUACACCGUCGUCAUUUCUCCCACAUUACCAUCCACAAACCCCUCCUUCUCCCGGUCGCAAUUCUUCGAAGAAAGCCAAGGCAACAUCACCUCAACCGCGACCUCCGGGCGAUGGUCCGCAUUCUCGGACACAACAGAAAUUGUGGCUACAGCGAACAGCUACCUUGACCACGUCGCCGCCCGAUUCACAUGGCUCGCCGGCCAUUCCACCUUCCACUAUUGAUCCCGUUUUCAUGGCUGCUUCGCAUUCAAGGACGGGACAAUAUGAAAAUGGCCGAGGAGCAGUGAAUGGAAGCGUCCGUGUUGGUGCAACCCAUGAUAGCGAGGCCAAACAUACCCGCAAAGCGUAUGAGAAGACGUCUUCAGAGAUUAACGUCGUUCGGCGCUUUCAGAAUCCCACCAAAAAUAGUUUCAGCCGGAUACAACGUUUAGCAAAUGACGUAGGACGCCCAAGCUCCAAGUCUGGGCCUAACAGCGACCUGGCCGGAAAGAGCGUCAAAUCCGCGCCGUCAUUGACAAAUGGAAAAUUCUUACAAACACCCCCAAACAGACGACAGCGUGCUCCAGUUGGAGACACUGACAACGGCACCGAGUCAGAUAGUCGGCACGCAGCAGCAAAACCAGGCCGUGUAUAUUUCCAGGAACACGACGAUGUGGUCAAUAUUGCCGACCCUGCGGAGCCGACGGAUCGCCUAGCCAUUGAAAAUAACGUUGAUCCACAGGGCCAGCGUUCUGCCCAGCAUAUAAUCACGGCAUCUAUGAAAUCUGGUGACCGAGACGGCGACGGCUACUUUGCUUCAGAGCAAGAAAUGCUUCUCCGUAGGAUAUGGGAAAGCCGAGGAGAAAUUGCCAGUCCUGGAUAG